AUGGAAACUGGAUUUCAAAAUAAUUUCUUGGAUAGUAAUAAAGAUACAGAAAUAAAAGCAUACUUGGCAUCGAAAGCUGACCCCAAGAAGUUAUCUCCAAAAAGGGACAUUUAUGAAAUAGAAUCAUCCCCAUGGGCUAUCGUGGAAAAUUUUAUUCCUGAGGGAUCCAUUUUCAGAGAUAUUUGGGAAUGCAAAUGUCAUUUUGAGCAAAAGGAGUGUUAUUUCAGGCAAUUUAUGAUGAACCAUGAAAACGUGCCCAUUUUUAUUCAACAUACUUUACUUACUCAAAAUGGAAAGAAAAUCUCUGAAUGUGAAAAAUGUAGAAAAAACUUUUAUCAUUUAUUCUUUUGUCAACACAAAAAUCAUUCUAAAGAACUUUCUGAAUGUAAGGAGUACACAGAAAUUAUUAAUCCCCCGUUCCUUAUUAAACAACAGAUAAUUCAAUAUGGUAACCAAUGCAAUGGAUGUAAGGAAUGCUGGAAGACCUKAAUUCAUUGUUCACAACUUAAAAAACAUUUGAGAAUUAAUAAUGGUGAAAAACGCUAAGAAUGUAGAGAAUGUGGAAAGGCUUUUAAUUAUGGCUCAGAACUAAUGUUACAUCAGAGAAUUCACAUUGGUGAGAAACCCUAUGAAUGUUAGGAAUGUAGGAAGGCCUUUAGACAGAGAUCACAACUGACUCAACAUCGGAGACUUCAUACUGGUGAGAAACACUAUGAAUGUGAGCAAUGUGAGAAAGCUUUUAUUCGUGGCUUUCAACUUACUGAACAUCUGCCAUUCCAUACUGGUGAGAAUCCUUAUGAAUAUAAAGAGUGUGGAAAGACUUUUAGGCAUCGCUCACACCUUACCAUACAUCAGAGAAUUCUUAUGGGUGAGAAAUCCUAUGAAUGCAGGGAAUGUGGGAAAGCCUUUAGCUAUUACUCAAGCUACUCUCACCAUCAGAAGAUUAAUUCUGGUCAGAAGCCUUAUGAAUGUAGUGAAUGUGGAAAGGCCUUUCAUAAUGGCUUAAAACUUAACCUACAUCAGCGAAUUCAUACUGGUGAGAAACCCUAUGAGUGUAAGGAAUGUGGGAAGACUUUUAGACAGUGUUCACACCUCAAAAGACAUCAACAAAUUCAUACUCAUGAGAAACCCCGUGAAUGUAUGAUAUGUGGUAAAACCUUUAGACUUCAUUCACACCUUAUUCAACAUCAGAGAAUUCACACUGGUGAAAAACCCUAUGAAUGUAAGGAAUGUGGGAAGACCUUUAGCUAUCACUCCAGCUUCUUGCAUCAUCAGAGAAUGCAUUCUGGAAAGAAACCUUAUGAAUGUGUCAAGGUCUUUAAUCAUGGCUUACAACUCAAUCUACAUCAGACACUUCAUACUGGCAAGAUACCAGUAAAGUUUCCUCUCCUCCCUCCACAUCCAAGUUUCACUUCAUAA
Molecule: messenger RNA, 1419 nt
Organism: Urocitellus parryii (Arctic ground squirrel)
Lineage: Eukaryota; Metazoa; Chordata; Mammalia; Rodentia; Sciuridae
Gene: Znf461
Product: zinc finger protein 461
Biological process (GO): regulation of transcription by RNA polymerase II
Molecular function (GO): RNA polymerase II cis-regulatory region sequence-specific DNA binding; DNA-binding transcription factor activity, RNA polymerase II-specific
Source: RefSeq, a predicted model, not a curated record